Messenger RNA from Chaetomium strumarium, 1520 nucleotides. Its product is annotated as NADP-dependent oxidoreductase domain-containing protein. The transcript has 3 exons. The coding region runs from base 124 to 1176 and encodes 350 amino acids. The record is from RefSeq and is a predicted model, not a curated record. Gene Ontology annotation, cellular component: cytoplasm. NCBI's taxonomy places the organism in Eukaryota, Fungi, Ascomycota, Sordariomycetes, Sordariales, Chaetomiaceae.
ACUUACCCGGGGCCCCUUAAUUCCCAUGUGCUACUUAAGCCUUCGGAAUAUGAUGUCUUCUCGCCACUUCUGGACUAAAUACGAUUCAGGUUGUCAAGUGAUCGAUUAGAAGAGAGAACAACAAUGGCACCACCCGUGAAGCUCCCGACCCGCAAGCUGGGCAAAAACGGCCCCGAGAUCACGGCCAUCGGCUUCGGCCUAAUGGGACUAAGCACAGCCUACGGCUCAGUUGGUUCUGAUGAAGACCGGCUCAAAGUGCUCGACCGCGCGUGGGAGCUGGGCUGCACCAACUGGGACUCGGCCGACAUGUACGGCGACAGCGAGGACCUGCUGGGCAAGUGGUUCGCGCGGCACCCGGAGCGGCGCGCCGACAUCUUCCUGGCCACCAAGUUCGGCCUGCGCCCCGGCGUGCGGGACGACGGGACACCGGGGUUGCUGGUCGACAGCUCCCCGGCGUACUGCCGCCAGCAGUGCGAGACCAGCCUGAAGCGGCUCGGCGUGGACUGCAUUGACCUGUACUACAUCCACCGCGUGGACGGCAAGACGCCCAUCGAGAAGACGAUGCAGGAGCUGGUCAAGCUGAAACAAGAAGGCAAGAUCAAACACAUCGGCAUCUCCGCCAGCUCGGCCACCACGCUCCGGCGGGCCUGCGCCGUCGCCCCCAUCGACGCCUACCAGGUCGAGUACAGCCCCUGGGCGCUGGACAUCGAAGGGCCCGAGAGCGACCACCUACUGCAGACGUGCCGCGAGCUGCACAUCUCUGUGUUCGCCUACGCGCCGCUGGGAAGAGGGAUCCUGACCGGCCAGAUCCGGUCGCCCGACGAUUUCGAGCCGGGCGACUUGCGCCGGCUGUACCCGCGCUUCAGCAGGGAGAACUUCCCUAAAAAUCUAGUGCUGGUGGAUAAGUUCCGGGCGAUGGCGGCCCGGAAGAAGGGGGGUUGCACGCCGGGACAGCUGGCUAUCGCGUGGCUGAUGGCGCAGGGCGGGGAUGUGAUACCGAUUCCCGGGACGAAGAAUGUGAAGUAUCUGGAGGAGAACGUCGGCGCGGUGCAUGUGGAUAUGAGUAAAGAGGAGGAGCAGGAGAUUAGGGGCUGGAUUGAGGAGGUGGGCAUUGCCGGGAUAAGGGUUCCGCCUGGGUUGUUGGAUGAGUUCAAUGACACGCCGCCGCUGGAGUGAGCUGUUCUUUGGUUAAGGUAGGUUUGCAAGAACAAUGGCAUUGUUGCGGGAUAUGCCGAAACUCUCUUCGUUAGCACGGGCUGUGACCUUGAGAAACAGAUCGUGCAGACGUUCCUGCUUGCCGUCGCCAACUCGAGAGAACGUGCUUGCGGAAAUGUCUGUCAAUCCAGAAAUACUGCGAAAGGCGAAGGGAAGUCGCAGCCCUGCGAACGAGAGACGGUGAUGCGAUGCAUCUGGCAGGUGGAUCCAGUGGAGUGGGGGACAGGUCCUGUACUUAGAUUCUUCUGGCUCGGUCAACAACCGACCUUGCAACCACCAUCAUCAAUUCAUACAAGUCAUAGCCU